Fusarium subglutinans is the source of this 1101-nucleotide messenger RNA. Its product is annotated as endoglucanase type c. The record is from RefSeq and is a predicted model, not a curated record. Lineage: Eukaryota; Fungi; Ascomycota; Sordariomycetes; Hypocreales; Nectriaceae. Bases 1 to 1101 code for a protein of 366 amino acids. The transcript has 2 exons.
AUGGGUCUUCUUGCUUCCAACAAUCAUCAUCAACUUCACCUCAGCCACUUAGAGCAUCGCGUUCCAAUGCCGCGCUCACUAUCAGCCGUCUCGUCUCUCGAGAUCCGCGAUCUUAACAGAGAUCAGAUCCGCUUUUAUCAUCCGGGCUACCUGAAACCGUUGAACCUUCUUUUUUGCCUACCGCGCGUGGACUACAACACGACAGAGGGGGCUUUUGGUGUGCACUAUUUAACGGCUCUUACGGCAUGCCAGAUCGUUGCGAACAAUGCUUUUGAGAAGGGAUACUUGGCGAGGGAUGAGAGAGGAAAGGAUAGAGUAUCCGACGAUGAGACGAUACUGCUGCAACGAGACUACUGGUUCUUCGUUGAGGGCGAUGAUCGAUAUGCAAUUGUUCCAAGCUUCAGAGACUGGCAGUUUCCCCACGACAGACUCCCCGAAUGGUGGAGCGUCCCAACUUCAAGAACAUCGCUCUAUGCGAAAAGAUGUGCCGUCACAAACACCAGCUAUGCUUUCACAUGGGCACACCUUAUCCCCAGAGAAGAACAGAGUUGGUUCAGCAAGAAUGGCAUGGGUCUUUAUGGUGGUGGAUCGCAUACUAUCGAUGACCCGCAUAAUAUUCUACCGCUCAAGGCGGACCUCUACGUAUGCUUCGACCAAAGCGUGUUUGCUCUGAUCCCAAAGCAAAAUGGCCAAGCCAAUGGCGUGGAGGCCAAUAGCCAAUAUGUUCUUCAUGUACUCGACGGAAGGGAAGCAGAGUUCACUGCCCUAUAUCAGAACAGACCCGUUGAGACUCUUGUCGAGGGAAGCCGAGAAUAUCUCUUCGCAAGAUUUGCUUGGUCCAUCUUCUCAUUCUUAAAACCCUUCCUCACAUCUGGCGUCGGACGAAGAGUCGUCAGAUUCCGUCUCAGAAGUUCUGAUGAUGACGCUGAGGAGGAACACCUGGUCUCAGAAAUGCAGAAUGUCUUCUUGGAUUCCAGAAAGCUUGAGUCGCUGUAUGGAGGUGGAAACCGACGGAAGAUGGUAUCGUUGGAGGAUUCUUAUGUGGAUGUUGAGGAUGAGUGGGAUGAUGAGCAUCCGGGACGGACUGAGAUGGAAGGGUAG